UUCUAGUUUUGAUCUCAAUGUACUUCAAGACCUCUGCCGUCGCUGCUGCUGCCGUUUUGGCCACCUCUGCUCUUGCACAAAGUGGAAACUCCCUUGUCGAUGUUAUCACUGGCAACUCUGACUUGUCUACUCUUACUGCUCUUCUUACCAAUGGAACAUUCGGUAACUUCUCCUCACUUGUCAACACUUUGAGCAACAGCACCAAUGGAAACUGGACCAUCUUUGCUCCAUCCAACAGUGCUUUCGAUGGCGUCCAGAUCACCAACUCCACUGAUCUUACAAGCAUCCUCAGCUACCACACUAUCAAUGGAUCACACCCUUCAUCUCAGUUCAAGGAUGGUUCCAACAUCGUCGCCACCAACUUGACCAACAGCACUUAUGACCACUUCCCCAGCGGUGGAGUGCCUGUCAAUGUCAAGGUUUCUGGCAGCGUUGUCAACGUCUACUAUGGUGCUAACUACGCUAACGUCACAUCGGCUGAUAACACUGCCAGCAAUGGUGUUGUUCAUGUCAUCAACGCUGUUCUCAUGCCUCCUAGCGACGUCAAUUCCACUGCUCUUCAAGCUGGCCUCGACAAGUUUGUCAAUGCCUUGAACUCUACCAACAGCACUGAAGGAAUCAACAAGAAGUCCGGAAUUACCAUUUUUGCACCCAACGAUGGCGCCUUCAGCUCUGACGCUCUUAGCAAGUACAACUCUUCUCAAUUGGCCAACAUCCUCGCUUACCACGUCGUCGAAGGUCUGUACUACAGCACCAACUUGACCAACCUCACCUCUCCCAUGAACAUCACCACUGAAGCUGGAUCCAACUUCACCCUUGAUGUCUCCGGUGGCUCCGUCAAGCUCACUGAUGUUUCUGGCAACGAGACUGCUCAUGUCAUCAAGACUGAUAUCUUGACUGAUAACGGUGUCAUCCAUAUCAUUGACGCUAUUCUUAUCCCCGCCCAGAACGCUUCCAGCGUCCCAACCAAUAACACCAACAUCACCUCCUCUUCCGGUGUUGGCUCUCUCUUUGAAUCAAGGGAAAUUAGCAGAAUUGCUGUCGCCAUGACUGUCAUGUCCGCUUUCGCUGCCUUGAUGUUGUAAAUCACUCAUAGGUUCAUUUUUUCCUAUAUAUUCUAUUACAUAGCAGAUUUUCUAAUUUCUCAAAAUUUAUAAAAUAAUUAUCGUCAAGAAUUUUGCCCAAAAUUCAAACAAUUCUAAAACGCUAGACUUUAU
This is a messenger RNA of Umbelopsis ramanniana AG, 1217 nucleotides long. RefSeq lists its product as uncharacterized. NCBI's taxonomy places the organism in Eukaryota, Fungi, Mucoromycota, Umbelopsidomycetes, Umbelopsidales, Umbelopsidaceae. The transcript has 3 exons. The coding region runs from base 18 to 1085 and encodes 355 amino acids. The record is from RefSeq and is a predicted model, not a curated record.